Molecule: messenger RNA, 1594 nt
Organism: Rosa chinensis
Lineage: Eukaryota; Viridiplantae; Streptophyta; Magnoliopsida; Rosales; Rosaceae
Exons: 2
Coding region: 318-1439 (373 amino acids)
Source: RefSeq, a predicted model, not a curated record
ACCAAUAGCGCCGCACAACAAACUUUGGGGAGGGCUACUGCCCUCUCCCUCCUUCCCUUCCAAUUCUCUUAUUUUCUUUAUUUUUCUUGUGGGUAUUUGGAGGAUUUCUCACUCAAGCUUCAAAGAAUCAUCAUCAAGAGCACCACACCUCUAUUUUGGGUAGUUGGGUGAAGAAAUUACUUGGUUCAUACUAGCUCAUAGCUAGAAGUGACCAAGCUAACUCUCCCCUCUCUUCCUUAUUAUCUAUUCUAUAAUUUUAUUUGCUAUUGAUGAUGUAUUUGACUAUGGAUAGUACUUAUUUUCUAUUACAUUGAGCUAUGGAUCGGUGGAACUAUGGAUGGGAAGACCCAUGGGGAUAUGAGCAAGAAAGUUUAUAUGGUGGAGGUUAUCAAGCUUAUGAGACUAGGGAGGAAUUCGUUGAAGAACUACUAGCUCAAUUACAAGCUUCUCAAGCUCUCUUGCAAGUCUCCCAAGCUCGAUUGCAAGCUUCUCAAGAGAUGCUUAUACAUUCCAAUGAGCAACUUAAGGCUAGUCUUGCACAAGAGCCACCCUUCACCAUUUAUGGGCAUGAAUCUUUCUUUGACCAAAUGGAGCCUAAUUCAAGAGAAGAAGUAUAUUAUGAGCAUCAUGAGCAAGAGUCGCCUAUUCAAGAUCUAGAUGGUGAUGUUCAUGAACAAGAAAGUGAGCUUGGUUAUGAAAGUUUCAAUGCAAGUGGGGUGAGUGACUACACUUCGGAGGAAUUGAUGCAAUAUUGGAAAUCUAAGCUUCCAAAUGGAGGGGAGAUGCUUGAAGAUGAUUCCGAAGAGGAAGAUGUCUUGUCUAGUGAGGAGGAUGCGGAAUUUGAAGUUAUACACCAUAACCCCUUGUUCAUUGAGGAGGAUGCGGAGCUUGAAGUCAUACACCAUAAUCCCUUAUUUGUUGAGGUUGAUAUUCCCAUGGAGGAAGAAAGUCCUUCAAUACUUUGUGAUGAUGAAGAAAUUGAAGAGCCAAGGACUUUCUUGCCUCCUACAUCCAAGGAGAUCUAUCAUGAGCUACCCAAGGUGGAGAGUAGAACAUUGAGCACUUAUGUUCUUAAUGCGAGGAUUGGGAUCAAGGUACUUUUACCUCCCAAUCCAUCAUUAAGUGGUCAAUGUUUCUACAAUGAGGUGAUGGAUUGGAAAGGAAAUGGAGCACUUGCACUCAUCCUUUCCCAUCACUCUCAAGAGCUUCUACCACCUAUUGUUCCUAUGAACAUCAUUUCUACACCACUUGAGAAGGAGAAGGCAAGGAGAUUAAUUCAUAGAAGAAAAAUCGAGAAGAAGGGGAAGAUUAAGAAGCUACACUUUUGGCCACCAAAUGGAGUAUUCUUAUGUUGCUCUUGGUCUUGUCUCUAUGACAAAUCGAUGAGUCCCUUAGUGCCAAACAAUAGGGUGGUCGCACUUGAGAAAUAUCCACCUUGACAAAGAUCAUGUUCUAUAGACUGGCUUGGGGUCUUUAAAAACAAGCACUUCUAGGGAGGCAAUCCUAGGUGAUUUUGAAAUUUUCUGGUUUAUUUUGCAUCAAUAAGGCUAUUUAGCCAUAUUUUUAGGAGGAUGGGAGGUGUUUGGAGUUGGAA